AUGGACAUGUUCAAUCUGGAACACCAGACCGCAGUGAUAUCAGGAGCGGCUCAAGGCCUUGGUCUUGCGUUCGCGGAUGCCUUAGCAGCAGCAGGAUGCAAUAUCGCCGUGCUGGAUAUUCUUCAGGAGCCAUCGCCGGCAUUCUACGAACUGCAGUCCAAAUAUAACGUCAAAGUCAAGUACUACAGUGUAGACAUCUCUGUCCGCAGCCAGGUUGCUAACACGAUCUCCAAAAUCGUGCAAGACUUCGGCAGUAUCAACAUCAACAUCAAUGCCGCCGGAAUUGUGAAAGAGCAGCCUUUCCUGUCAACCUCAGACGAGAAUCUCCAACGGACUUUCGCUGUAAAUGUCAAUGGGUCUUUCCUUGUAGCGCAAGCAUGCGCAAAUACCAUGGUCGAACGAUACAAAUUGCAGCACGGCGACACGCCUGCAAAGGACGCAGCAACUGGGAGUAUCGUCUUCAUCGCUAGUAUCGCCACGUACAUCGCCAGCACAGUGCAGCAAAUAUCAUGCUAUACGGCGUCAAAAGCAGCUAUCAAGGGCCUCGUGAAGCCAGUGGCAAUGGAAUUAUCCCGUUACGGAAUUCGAGUCAACAGUCUCAGCCCAGGAUAUACGAUGACUGAUAUGAUGAGAGGCUUGCAGUCCCAGCAACAUGAUCUGGUCAAGCAAUUCGAGCAGGAGACCUUGUUUGGAAGAAUUGCGCUGCCAGAGGAAUUGACAGGCGCUAUGUUGUGGUUGUGCUCCUCUAAAGCCAGCAAUUGGUAUACUGGACAGGAUUUGCUCCUGGAUGGCGGUGCAACUUCGUGGAAACAUCCCGCAAUUUUAAAUUGA
This is a messenger RNA of Exophiala aquamarina CBS 119918, 831 nucleotides long. RefSeq lists its product as uncharacterized. Gene Ontology annotation, cellular component: intracellular anatomical structure. Gene Ontology annotation, molecular function: oxidoreductase activity, acting on NAD(P)H, oxygen as acceptor. The record is from RefSeq and is a predicted model, not a curated record. NCBI's taxonomy places the organism in Eukaryota, Fungi, Ascomycota, Eurotiomycetes, Chaetothyriales, Herpotrichiellaceae. Bases 1 to 831 code for a protein of 276 amino acids. The transcript is spliced from 2 exons.